CAUUGCUGUUAGCAUCGUUUGUGAAUGUCACGCCGGAAGUAAUUGAGAACGGAUAGGCUGUAAGUGCUACCACCUAAUAGACCGCACGUGUCCAUUGUGGGAACAAGGUGUCAAGCCACCGCCAAGAUGGCAAGUCGUUUGAUAAUUCCGAUGUUUACAUAAGUCACGUGCAGUUGAGAUUUGUGACUGGAAGGCGUGAAGUGACGGGCGCGACCGAAUAACACGUGUAAUUAUGUGAAAAUCUAUUGUAAAUGUAGUAACAGUUAAUAUUAUCAUCAAUCUAGUCAUUAUUAUUGUGAUAAAUUGAAUUGUAUUAGAAGUAAGAGAAUACAAUUCGCCCAAACAUGUUCUCGAUGGAUACGUUUGAUUUCGAGGCCGUUAUGAGCCGACACCUGUUCGACGGGCCGGCGAUUCAUCAUCAUAGUCACCAGCAACACCAGCAUCAUUUGCAAACCGCCAAUGUUGAUUCAACGACUUCGAAUAGUUCGGAUUAUUUUCUGGCCGAUGAUGAGAAUACGACCGACAGCGAUUCGUUCUGUGGGUUCAACAGUGACCAGGAAAAUAAUGACGGCAUUAAAGGAAUCUAUGCAACCCGUUCGUCGAAAUACCGUCGACCAAAGUGCGCCUCCCAGCAGGCUCAACAGCGCCAGGCAGCCAACCUUCGCGAGCGUCGACGGAUGCAAAGCAUCAACGAAGCCUUCGAGGGACUGCGGACCCACAUUCCAACCCUUCCGUACGAGAAACGACUGAGUAAGGUGGACACCCUGAAGCUCGCCAUCAGUUACAUAUCCUUCCUGGGGGAAAUGCUACGUAAGGAUAAAAACGGAAACGAAACAGGCGUGAAUGGAAUGAAGAGAGCACCCGUCAAAGAGCCACCGAAAAAGUUUAUUGUUCGCGGUGGCAGCGGACAAACUCACUCCCUCUCGUGGCAUCGGAAAGGUGAUCGCAACGCUAAUGGACGGUAUUUCGCACGGAUCUGGCGCCCGGAGGAUCCUCGGAGCAAUCAACGGAACAUCGCAGCUGGCCCAUCGUCAUACUCGAAUGGAUUGGUGUGAAGGGUAGGGUAGUAUUAAACAGUGCAAAUUAGAUGUUCAUUUAUUUAUACUUAGUCUAACAGAGGGUUCAUUUUUCAUCAAGGAUUAUGAAAGUGAGAAACAAUUCUAGUCGUUUUUUUUAAUCUUAUUCGUAUGUUGAAAUAUUGUAAAUAAAUUUUCUUUACCAA
Molecule: messenger RNA, 1222 nt
Organism: Toxorhynchites rutilus septentrionalis
Lineage: Eukaryota; Metazoa; Arthropoda; Insecta; Diptera; Culicidae
Gene: Fer1
Product: pancreas transcription factor 1 subunit alpha
Exons: 3
Coding region: 345-1055 (236 amino acids)
Biological process (GO): developmental process; regulation of transcription by RNA polymerase II
Molecular function (GO): DNA-binding transcription factor activity, RNA polymerase II-specific; protein dimerization activity; RNA polymerase II transcription regulatory region sequence-specific DNA binding
Source: RefSeq, a predicted model, not a curated record